Molecule: messenger RNA, 8978 nt
Organism: Mya arenaria
Lineage: Eukaryota; Metazoa; Mollusca; Bivalvia; Myida; Myidae
Exons: 15
Coding region: 152-8125 (2657 amino acids)
Biological process (GO): termination of RNA polymerase II transcription
Cellular component (GO): cytoplasm; mRNA cleavage factor complex
Molecular function (GO): RNA polymerase II complex binding; phosphatidylinositol binding; mRNA binding
Source: RefSeq, a predicted model, not a curated record
CAAUUCUUAUGACGUCAUCGCCGCAUUGGACAUUUCAGCCAAGGCAACACAACGGAAAACGGAACAGGAUUCUCCUGAAUAAAACCCAAGAAUGAGUUAAAAUUGGACUUUCCUACUUAGCCGCUUGUUGAAAGACUAUCGUAAGUGCAAAAUGGCGCUGUCACAAGAAGACGUUGACGCCUACAAAAACUCCUUGAAGGAUCUUCACGUCAACAGCAAACCUGUGAUCAACAUGCUGACGAUGUUAGCCGAGGAUCAUGAGCAUCACGCCCCUGAGAUUGUUUCUGUUAUUGAAGAGCACAUCACUAAGAGCAAACCAGAGAGAAAGCUGCCUGCCCUCUACCUGAUUGAUUCUGUCAUGAAGAACUUGGGUACCACAAGUUACAAGUCCCUCUUUGCCAAGAAUAUUGUUUCAACAUUUUGUUCAGUCUUUGAACAGGUUGACGAGAGAACAAGAGCAUCCAUGUACAAACUAAGGCAGACCUGGAGCUCGAUUCUUCCAAACCAGAAAUUGUACAUGAUUGAUGUGAAAAUCAACAGCACACUUGACCCAGCCUGGCCUAUCACUGCAAAAGCUGAAAAUGCCAUCAUUCAUGUCAACCCAAAGUUCUUGCAAGGACAAAACAGUGAAGGUGAGCGAUCUUCCCCAGACAUGCAGUCAUCUCCGGAGGACGAUGCAGAGAUGGAGGAAGUUGCUAUCCGGCAAAAGCUGAUUGCCAAACAACACGAGCUUCUCAAGCUGCAGGAGGCCAGGCUGCAGCUGGAAUUGGCAGAGGCGGAGGAGAAAAUGAAGAUGAAAAAACAGCACCAUAAGUCGACAACUAUUACCAGCUUGCCAAUGCCGAGUCUGGCAGAUGCUGCUCCCUUGCCAGAGACGGUGGCGCCACCUCAAGAUCCAAGACAGCGGCCUAAAGAGGAUCCUAGUCUAAAGCCUCCUCAGAAACUGGGACAGCGUCCAACAGAUCCCAGACUUAGGGACCCAAGGAUAAAACGAUCCGAGCCAGAUGUGCCAUCCCAGACCAGUUUUGCAAGUAAUGCGCAAGAGAUUCCCCCAUCAUCUAUGCAGCCAUAUUCUAUGUCACAAAUCAGCUCCUAUCAAAAUGCUCCAAGUGGACCUGGCCAGCAGUUUACACCAGGUCCAGAAGUUCAUGGACAUGGGUCUUUUCCAGAUAACAUGCCAAAUCAGUUUCCUGGACCCAUGGCAUUUCAAAGUCAAGGACAUGGGCACUUCAUUCCACCUUCACAGGGUCAAGGUCAUUGGCAGGCAUUUGCUGCUCCUGCACAGCCUGGGCAAUCCUUUAAAGGGGAAGUGUUUUCACCAAGAUUUAGUGAUGAAAAUGAUUCUGAUUCUAGUCGUUCAAGUUCUCAGGAUGUUAACGCCAGGCAACUGGCUAGUAUGGAAAGUCGUGAUCCUAGACAAAAGAUGAAUGAUUCUAGACAUGGACACCAAAGUGAUCCUCGCAGAAGUGUUGGUGAUCCAAGACACAGUAUAAGUGACCCUCGAGUUAAUAUGAAUGAUGUCAGGGUUAAACAAAGUGAUCAGGGAUGGGGAGUAAGUGAAGUUAGAUCUAAACAUGGAGGUAACCCUCAGACAUUUUCACCAGAUGGGCAUGAUUCUUCACAAGGGUUUAGGUCAAGUGCUAGGAACAAGCCAGUUGAUCCUCGACACAGGUCACAGAGUGACUUAAAACAUACACCAGAUAAAGAUAUCCAUUCUAAACUGUUGGAUAAAAAUAAUUCUAGCACAAAACAUAUUCAGCAUAGGUCUGACCCAGGAAGAAGAUCAAAAGAAAAAGAAAUCAAGCAUGUGAAGGAAAUCAAACCUGAAAUAACGAAACACCCUACAACUAUUGAGAAAAGAUCAACAGAAAAAGACAGCACAGCAGAUACCAAACUUAAAGAUGCCUUUGAAGCAGAAAGGCAAAAGCGAGUGGAAGAAAAUCAAAGAGCCGAGAAGAGAACAAGUAAAGGGAAACCAGAGGAGAGGUUUCCAGGAAGCAAUAUCAAAGAACGGGAAAGAUCUCCACUUCAGCGCUCUCCAAAACAGUACUCUCGUGGUCGUACUAAUCAGAGAGACGGGGCUGGUGAUAGAAGGGGGGACAGUUUAGAGCACAAAAGUAGCAGGGAGACAAUUGAGAAGAAUUUAAGCAAAGAAUUGGCAGUGAAAAAGGACACAACACGGAGGUCAGGUGAAUCAAAAAAGUCUGGCUCAGAUUCUAAGUCAAUAGCAAAGUCCCGAAGGUCUGAUCCAGGGCCAGGUGUGAAGAAAACAAACUCAAAUUCUAGUGUGUCUGAAAAAUCAGGGGUCAAAGUUAGUAAAAGUAUUGAUAAUGUUUCAAAUAAGAAGCUGGGUAAGGUCUCUGAGUCUGUCGAUGUUGUUAGAAGGCAAACAAGAAAGUCAGCUGGUAAAGAAGCUGAAAAGAGAGCUCGUAGCAGAGAUCAGGAAGAUCUAGUCACUCUGAAGAAGCCCAAGUUGGAACCUGUGUCAAGUGAAUCUGAGGAUUUCGAUGAGACCAACAUUCCUGAACAAAACUUCCCAGAGGAUUCAGACAUGAUGCCUGAGGAGAAUUUUCCCGAGGAAAACAUGGAGGUUGACAAUGAAGUUUCCAGUAGAAUGAUAAAAAAGGAGAUUAAAAUAGAAGAUGAUAUAAGUGACUUGUUUGGUGGUGAGGAUGAGGACUUCCGGAGUGUAGGGCCGAAGGGGCUACCCCUAGAGUCCCCUCGGGGAAAGGCCUGGGACACGUACAAGGCUGACAGAUGUGACAUGUUCAGGGACGACAUUGAACGCAAGAAACACAGGCAUGAAUCAGUGGCCGAACUAAAACCCAGGUUGGACGAGCCCCAGGACAUUGACUUCCGUGUGGGACAGCCCGAGCCAGAACAGACUUCUCCAACCAUGGAGAUCUCCUCAGACCAACACACAGAAAUACUAUUACAAGCACACCAGAGAUUACAGGCAGGCAAGAUUACACCAGAGCAGCACCAAGAACUUCUGAGCCAGUUGGGCAAGCUAGUGCAGAUACGGCAGCUGCAGCAGGAGCAGGACCGACGUCUAUCCACAGAUGGGGUUACCACCCUUCAGCCCCCCUCAGACAGUGAUCUUCAGUCACCUACCACAACAGCACAGGAACAUGUUGCAGCCCAAGUUACCAAACAGGAACUAGACACAGACCGCCCGCCAGAACGCUUCAAAAUUCCGAAAAAGUCUCAGGAAAGCAAAAUUUCAGAAGAUGACUCAAGGAAAGAGCUUAGAAAUUUAUACCCAGAAUCCCCAGUGCAUGAGUUUGGCACAGUAAGGUUUCCUGGUGCUGAUCUGAAUUCCCAAAACAGCGAUUCUUUUGAUGUAAGCAAAAUGCCGAUCUUGCAUAGUCCCAAUGAUAGAGAUAGGUUUGAUGGGCCACCAGAGAGAAGAAGCAGAACAGCUAUUGAUGAACACUCAAAUGAAAGUUCAAGUAGAGAUGGUACCUCAGACUUCAGAAAGGAUGGACCUGCUGAUCUGAGAAAGGAAGGCCAUGAUGAUUUUAGAAAAGAUGGACCUCACGACUUAAGAAUAGAACAGUCAGAGUUUAGGAGUGAUGGAUCUGAUUUUAGAAAUAAUGGACCACCUGAUAUAAGGAGAGGAGGACCUCAAGACUUCAGAAGAGAUGGGCCUCCUGACUUAAGAAAUGACUCCGAUUUUAGAAAGGAUGGACCCCCAUUUAAUGAUGAUCAUAGUUUCAGAAGAGAGGGGCCAACUGACAGUAGAGAUGAUCCAGGAUUUAGAAGGGAUGUCCCCCCAUUCAGAGAUGACCCAGGUUUUAAUAGAGAUGGGCCUCAAUUUAGAGAUGACCCUGAUUUUAGAAGAGAUGGUCCCCCAUUCAAAGAUGACCCAGGCUUUAGAAGGGAUGGGCCUCUAGACAGGAUAGAUGACACAGGAUUUAGAAGGGAUGGUCCCUCAUUUAGAGAUGACCAAGGUUUGAGAAGGGAUGGUCCUCCGGACAUGAGAGAUGAUCCUGGUUUUAAAAGGGAAGGUCUUCCAUUUAGAGAUGACACUGGAUUUAGAAGGGAUGGGCCUCUGGACAGGAGAGAUGAACCAGGAUUUAGAAUAGAUGGACCUCCGGACAUAAAAGAGGAUCCUGGACUAAAAAGAGAUGGUCCCCCAUUUAGGGAUGACCCAGGUUUUAGGAGGGAUUGUCCCCCAUUUAGAGAUGAACCAGGUUUUAGAAGGGAUGGGCCCCAACUUAGAGAUGACCCAGGGUUUAGAAGGGAUGGUCCCCCACUUAGAGAUGACCCAGGGUUUAGAAGGGAUGACUCAGGAUUUAGAAGGGAUGGUUCAGCAUUUAGAGAUGAGCCUGAUUUUAGAAGGGAUGGCCCUCCAAACCUGAGAGAUGAUCCUGGUUUUAAAAGGGAAGGUCCAGAUAUGAGAAGAGACAGGCCUCAUGAUUACAGGCAAGAUGGGCAUUCAGAUUUCAGAAGAGAGGGACCACCUGGUUUUUGGAGAGAUGGGUCUCCAGAUAGGAGAGUAGGAUCUGACUUUGACAAGGAUAGGGGACCGCCAGGGAGAUUUGAAGAAAGGCGAGUAAGGGGUAGAGGCCGUGGUAAUUUCAGAGAUCAAAGAGGGGCAGGAAGAACAGAAAAGCUAUCAUCAGGUGUUGGAGGGCCGGGUGUGCCAGGACCACCUGAUAGCUGGAGGGAUGACAAAGAUGAUAGGAGGAUGGGAAGUCCACGUGAGUUUGACAUGCCAGAGCCUGGACAUCCACGUAGUCCAGGGAGAUAUGAUGAAACAGACCCUAGAACCGGACUUCCACCCUGGAAUAAAAUCUCUUCACCUAUGAAGGAUAGGGAAAGAAGAAGGGAAUUUGACUCAAGAAACGGACCAGAUGAUUGGAGGUCAGAAGACAGACCUCACGGAGAUAGAUUUAGACAUGAAGACAGAUUCAAUGAAGGAGGUCCACGUGAUGAUGGGUUUGGCAAAGGUCAUAGGUUUAGACAUGAAGAGAGAUUUCAACGUGGAAGAGCCAGAGGGCGAAGUCACUUCAAUGAACCCAAAAUGAUGGGGCAAAGAGGAGGGCCUAGGGGCCCUGGAUCAAAAAUGCAAGGGUCUAGAAAUGAAGACUUUAUGCCUGCUUCUAUACCUGACAUAAAGCCUGUUAAUGUCAAUGAGCUCGACUCCUUUAUUGAUAAAUUUGGAGAUCCAAGGUUUAGAUGUUUUGCAGAUAUGGGACCACAAGUAAGUGAAGAGGUUGUUAUUGGAAGAAGAAAUUUUGAAAUCAAACUUGGAGCACCUCCAAGAAAGGUACUUUGGGAUUCAAUGAACAUUGAGGUAUUUGCUGAUCCAGCAAGGAGAGGUAUAGUUAUUGAUGGCCAUCUUGUGUACAAAUUUGGCGAAAGAGUAAAGGAUAUAGAGAUCAGAGGUCGAAAAGAAAAGAUAUUCUAUCUUGGUAGACCAGUUAACUUAUGGAUAGAUGGGCAACUGUUUGAGGUAAGAGUUGAUUCUCCUCCAAAAAGUGUUGAAUUUGCUGGAAAACCUCACAAAAUUCAAAUAGAUGGAAGAGACAUGAUGAUCCUUAUUGAUAAGAAUGAAAUCGGAAAGUACGGAGGUGAGCCUAGGUAUGUUUUCUUUGAUGAAAAAAGGGUAGAACUGAGAUUUGAUCCACCACCAAGGACUAUACUGAUAGAUGGAAAAUCGCGCGAGCUUCAGUUGAACAUGCAACAACCCUGUGUGAAUAUUGAUGGUGUGUUACACGGAAUAAGGUUUGAUGGUUGUCCAAGAGAUGUAUACAUCAAUGGAAAACAGUAUAAAAUUCAUACUGAUCACGCAGCAAAGCUGCGGGUUGGAAACAGGUAUCAUUAUGUUGCUUUGGGUGGUCCAUGUCAUGAGAUAAUCAUAGAUGGAAAGUGGUUUGAGUUGAAGUUCAAUGAGCCUCCGAAGGAAGUUGCAUUGGGGAACAACAUAUUGAUGGUUCGAUUGCCGGGCCCUCCACCUGAUGUAAAGAUUCUCCCUCCCAUAGGCCCGCCAGGACCCAUGAUUGCACACAGACCUAAUAUGCCACCAGGACUUCCCCUAGGCCCCAUGAUGCUGCCAGGACCAGGUCCAAACCUGUUGAUGGAUGGACCUCUGCCUCCCCAGCAAAGAGCCAUGGGCCCACCACCAGUAGGAGGAGUGAACAUGGGCAGUUCCAUGCCUGUCAGUGGGCCUGUUGGCAUGCCUCCAGUCAGUAUGGCACCAAUUCAAAACUCUGCAAUCAUUCCAGGACUUGGACCUACAUUGGGUCCGGUAAGCCAGCCAACCUCCAUGUCGGGGGUGUUUUCCACGCUGUUUGGGGUUCCUCCAUCUACAGGCCCUCCUGGAUUUGCACCCCCAGCCCCUGCAGGGCCAACCGGUCCCUUGGACAUAAACAGUCUUCUGGACAACCUGGUCAAGACAGGCCUCAUCAAGAAAGAGGCAGACAACGUGAAGACUGAGCCCGUACAGAGGGAUGUGAAGUCAAAUAUGCCAAGACCAAUGCAGAAGGAGCCUGAGAAGUUUUCUGACAUUCCUGACUUAACAGCGCUGAACAUUGUCAACAUGAAGAGUCUGCACAUGGGAGCUCUGGAGCAGCUGUAUGCUGGCAUGCAGUGUACCUCAUGUGGUCAGCGCUUCAACACUGAGGAUGAUGUUAGAGAAAAAGUUUACCGCAAACAUCUGGACUGGCACUUCAGGCAGAACCGCAAGGAGAAGGACGACAUGAAGGUCACACAGUGCAGGAAGUGGUAUUACAUUGUUGAGGACUGGGUACAGUUUGAGGAAGUUGUAGAGGAUGAGGAUAUAGGAAAAAGUAGCUUCUUUGAGCAGCAGAAGCCGCCUGGGGAAGGCACUCCAGCCAAGUCCAGUCUGUCCCUGCCCAGUCUCCCAGAUGGUGCUAGUGUCAUCAAGUGUCCCAAGGCUUCCGGUGUAGACACUCUCGAUAUGUGCACAAUCUGCCAGGAGCCUUUUGAGCUGUUCUGGGAUGAGGAGAUGGAGGAAUGGCGACUGCGCGAGGCUAUCCGCGUCAAUGGCAAGUCGUACCACCCCAUCUGCUUCGAGGACCAUACAGAUGCAUCAGAAGGAACACCAAGUCCCUCUGUACUGAAGGAGGAGCCUAAGUUUGCGAUGCGGAAGUCCCUUCACUAUGAGGAGGCCUCCAUAGACGAACAUCACAAGUCAUUUGAAGAUGAGAGGCAAAUCCAACCUCAGUCUGAUGCAAGCACCGAUAAUGUUGAUGGCACAUCUACCUCACUUACAGCUGCCAGCACUUAUGAUGUGAAACAAGUUCAUGUGAAACAUGAGUCUGGAGACAGUGGCAAUGCUGCUGACAACAAUGAUACUCCAACCUCGGGUCCUACAAGUUUUGCAGGGCUGUUACCAAAACAACUAUCCUCUUCUCAGGAGGACCCCACUGACAAUAAUUCAGCUAGCCAGUCAGCUGAUCUUGAUACCAAACCAGAUGUGAAUGUCUACACCAAAACAGAACCAAUGGACACUGCUGAAGAUGCAACAAUGCCUACGAACACAAACUUGUCAGAACAAAUUGAGGUGAAAACUGAAGUUUCUGAGAGCAUGGACACUUCUGAUAAUAAGAAUGCAAGUGAGAGUCACGAUCAGUUUUCACAGGAUCAAAUCUCAUCAGCUGCAGAGUUGAAUCAAUCUCAGGAAAGUGUUACACCAGAGACAACUGCUGAGUCAAACGCUGAAUUGACUGAUGACAGUGUGAAGCCUCUCACAGUCAACACUGUCACCAUUAAGAAAGAGCCUGUUUCACCUCGAGAGCCUAUCACAGAACCUGACGUGCAAUCACUCUCAGUUACCCCUGUUGCCAUCAAAACAGAGGUGACUACACCUACAGAUACAGAAACUGAAAUAAAUGUGCAAUCAACAAUAGACAAAACCACUGAAGUGGAGCCAUCAGUCGGUAUGACUGAUGCUCUCUCUGUAAUCACCAGUGGGGGCACCACGGAAACAGCGGAACAAUUGAGGCUAAAGUCUGGCCUAUCUCCUCGCUCAUACUCCCUACUAAGCAAGGCAAACUUGGCUGUGAAAAAGGGUCCAGUAGAAAUCACUCCGGAUGUGCUGGAAAUUGAAUCAAAUGCCAGCACCCCAACUAGAGAUGAACUGCCUAGUCCAUAAGUUUCUAUGUAAUAGAUUCAGAGCAGUUAUUGAUCAUUGAAGCAUCACUGUUGAUGUUCAUUAUCGUGCAAAUGCAUAUUUAAAUCAUUUGAUAUUUUGAUUAGAAUGUGUUAUUUUUGACAGUGUUAUGCAUUUUUGGGGUUUUAAAAUUUCCAUUCUGCUCAAGACUUUUAUCAGAUAUAUUAAUUACUGGAGGUGAAACCUCAACAUUUUGUAUUUUUAUAGGAAACAUAGGAUGCAUUGUGUUUUUGUUAUGGUAUUAUUAGUUUUCAUGCUGUUGAGUAGCUAGCUGAUAAUGUGUUUUAAUGGUUAAAGAGAACGUAUUCAUGGUUUUGUAUUUCUAUCAGGGUUUCAAGGACGCUAAAACUGUACUAAAGCCUUAUUUUUACAAAGUGCUAUAUUGAAGUUGGGUACAUCACAGUAUGGGCUAAUGGGAGUAUGUGCUUAUAGAAUGAUAUGAUUUGUAUAUAGCUGUGUCCUUUUUUAUAUGUAAACAGUACCUUUUAUUAUUUUAAAUCUGUACCAAAUGUUGAAAUCUGAAUUUGUUAAGUUAUAUUAAUUGUUAAUAAGUUGUUCUUAAUAUGGUGUGGAUACUAUAUAUAUAAUUGUUUUGAAAGACCAUAAAAUGUGUUUAAUAAAUCCCAUUUUUGACUGACUGUAUGAAUAUGUCAUUGUGUGUAAUGUAAAGUGCCGUGUUGUGUUGGAGAACAAACUGUUGCAGUGAUGGUGAUUUAACUGGAGACAGCAACAUUAAUCAUGAUCUGCAGGCCAACCUUCAGUUACAUUGUAAUAAUUAUGUUGUUCUUUUAACAUAAUCUCUCAUGAAAAAUUAUGAAUAAAAUGGUAAAAUAUA